Messenger RNA from Chinchilla lanigera (long-tailed chinchilla), 907 nucleotides. It is a transcript of the gene Hebp2, whose product is annotated as heme binding protein 2. The record is from RefSeq and is a predicted model, not a curated record. Gene Ontology annotation, cellular component: cytoplasm. NCBI's taxonomy places the organism in Eukaryota, Metazoa, Chordata, Mammalia, Rodentia, Chinchillidae.
CCGCCGGGCGCCGGCGCGCAGCCCGGAAGUUAUGAGAUCAGACACUACGGCCCCGCCAAGUGGGUCAGCACUUGCGUUGAGUCCAUGGACUGGGAUUCAGCCGUCCAGACGGGCUUUACCAAACUGAACAGCUACAUUCAAGGCAAAAAUGAGAAAGGGAUGAAGAUAAAGAUGACUGCUCCGGUGACAAGCUACGUGGAGCCCGGCCCGGGGCCUUUUAGUGAGUCUUGCAUUACCGUUUCCCUGUAUGUCCCCUCCGAACAGCAAUCCGAUCCGCCCAGGCCCUCAGAGUCAGAUGUCUUCAUUGAAGAGAGAGCCGCAAUGACCGUGUUUGUACGGUCUUUCGAUGGAUUCUCUAGCGCCCAGAAGAAUCAAGAACAACUUUUGACAUUAGCAAGCAUUUUGAGGGAAGACGGAAAAGUCUUCGAUGAAAAAGUGUUCUACACUGCGAGCUACAGCAGUCCUUUCAAGUUGCUUGACAAAGAUAAUGAAGUGUGGUUGAUUCAGAAAAACAAAGCCCCCGAAACAAACGCAUGAGACGGCGAAAGGAGGCUCACAGCUCAGUCAAACCUUCCUGUUCGCAUCAACACCCCCGCUAGAGAAAGCCGGCGUCUAGUCAGUCCUUCUCUCUGGGGUCCCACCACAAAGUGCUCUGAUUUCCCAUGUACCUUUCUGAAUGCUUGAAGCUUCCCGUAGAUACACAGACCCGAGGGACGGAUCUGUAAAUGUGUAAGCCAGCCAUCUCUGAUGGGCUGUGUUUCUGUGAGGAACCAGGAACUAUCGCGUUAUUUUCCCCUUCUUUACCAUAUCAUGAUCAUGCGGCCUCUUCUACUUGGGUUUGGAUCGGGUGGAUGUUAUCCCUGUAUAUAGUAUCAGUAAAAACAUUAAAGAUGUGUCCUGUGUGGAA